UCAAUCCCAGCAGUAUGGUCUGGCUGACCCCCUCCAGAAAUGUUUGGAUGACACACCCCAUGAUCCCCAGCUUGGAAAGUCGACAUGAUGUCCCCCAGCAAUGUGUGGAGAGCAAUACCCGGCAUCCACAGCACACGGACAGAAACUGGUCUUUUCUAAAAUAUUAGAUGGCUGGCUGGGCACGAUGGGAGUUGGUGUCCAGCACAUGGAGGGGGUGGGCAGCAGUUGGUGUAGCUAACCACAAUCCAGAUUAUUGGGUGGUGGUCUGCCCUUUGGAAAGCUGCUCCCCCUGGUGACUGGUAGCGACAUGGCAGAGGCCUGGAGUGGUCCCAGGAAAGGAUCACAAGUUGAAGCAAGGUGGUGGCAGGGAAGGACCUGGAAGGACCCAUGGCCUCCCACAGCUUUCCAAAGGAGAGACCUGUGCUCCCCGGGGAGGCAACUGACUGUCAAGACACACAGAUGAAAAAGACACUGGCAUCUUUAUCUUUGUGUCACUCUCAAAUACAGACUCAGGGGAAUGUCUGACUGAUAUCUGGAAGAAUCCUGUUUGGCUUGUAAAGUCUAUUUUUGUGAAAGUAAGCCUCUUUAGUUUAACGGGACUUAAUUUCAGGCAAGUGCAUGUACAGUGGAGGCCUGAACAAACUUGUAGGCAAGAGAGAUUCUUUAGCCUCUUAUAAUGAAUCAGGGCCCUCUUCACACAGUCCAUGAAUGAAAGCAACUUCAGAGCUACAGGAUCCUUGUCUCUUCUAGGAUCUGCCUUUGAGCCCUGAGGGGAAAAUGGAUGUUCAAAGCCCAGCAAGAGAGACGAGAGCAAGAGGUCCUCAGGCCAUCCUGGUGGGGAGCAGUGAGGAAUUUUGGGAAAGGACUGGGCAAAAGACCCUAGAAGCAGAGGAGGUCCAUUUGGACGUCCAGCGCCGGCACUUCAGAGAGUUCCACUACCAGGAGGCUGAUGGGCCCCGAGAAGUUUGCAGCCGGCUCCACAGCCUUUGCCAUCAGUGGUUGAAGCCGGAAAAACACACAAAGACCCAGAUGCUGGACCUGGUGAUCCUGGAGCAGUUCCUGGCCAUCCUACCUCUGGAGAUGGAGAGCUGGGUCAGGGAAUGCGGGCCGGAGACCAGUUCCCAGGCAGUGGCCCUGGCAGAAGGGUUCCUCCUGAGCCAGGCAGAGGACAAGAAGCAGGUAGAGCUGCAGGCACUGGAACCACUGACGAAAGCAGGCGCAGAUUCCACUGGGAGGAAGAAGGGUCGGUCCAAUGCCAUUCACAACCUGUUCUUUGCUGAGCUCACACAACAGGGGGAUCAAACCUGGAGCACCACCCCAGGUCACAGAUGGAAGACUGAAAAGGACAAUGAGCCACAUUCAGAAGGAAACAAGCAGCAAGAAAUGGAAGAGAACUUCCAAAAUCAAGAAGGACUAAAACAGGAGGAAGGGGAACAAACAGAGCAGCUGGGGAAUGCAUUUUCUCAGCGGGGUAAUUUCCAAAAACUUCCAGUUUCUCAGGAAAAACAGAAAGGGACAAGAAGGAAUGACUGUCCAGCCUGUGGGAAAAGCUUCAAUCGCAAAUCAGACCUGAACGUCCAUUGGAGGAUCCACACAGGAGAGAAACCCUAUAAAUGCCUGGAGUGCGGAAAGAACUUCAGGCAGUUGGCAAGCCUCUCAUCACAUCAGAGAAUCCACACAGGAGAGAGACCGUAUAAAUGUGCCGAAUGUGGAAAGGGAUUUUAUGACAAAUCAAGCCUUGUUAUACACCAGAGAAUCCACACAGGGGAGAAACCAUACCGCUGCUCAAUAUGUGGAAAGGGCUUCCACCAGAGCUUCGGGCUCACAUCCCAUCAGAGAAUCCACACAGGAGAGAAGCCCUUUGCCUGCUCAGACUGUGGAAAGAGCUUUUAUGACAAACCACACCUUGUUAGGCACAGGAGAAUCCACACGGGGGAGAAACCAUAUACAUGCUCUGAAUGCGGGAAGAGCUUCAGCCAGAUCACAAGCUAUACUUCCCAUCAAAGAAUCCACACUGGAGAAAGGCCCUUUUUCUGCUCCAGCUGUGGAAAGAGCUUUUAUGACAAAUCCAACCUUCUGACACACCAAAGAAUUCACACGGGAGAGAAGCGAUAUAAAUGCCUGGAGUGUGGAAAGACCUUCAGCCAGAAAAAAAGUCUUACUUGCCAUCAGAGCAUUCACACGGGGGAGAAACCCUAUCACUGCCUGGAGUGUGGAAAAAAUUUUAGGCAGCAGACAGACCUGACCACACACCAAAAAAUCCACACUGGAGACAGACCCUACCAAUGCUUGGAGUGUGACAAGAGGUUCUAUAGAAAAGCCGAUCUAAACAGGCACCAGAAGGUUCACCCUGGGGGAGAAAGACCUAUUAUUGCUUGGAGCGUUGAGAUGGCUUCGGACGGUGUGUCAAUGCUGAGGCCUAUUGGGGAAUUUACACAGGAAAACCAGGGUUUAAGUUCGGAGAUUAAGCAGGAGGACCUUUAUUGCUAAUCGUGUCCCUAUCGGUCAUUGGAGAAUUCCCACAGCACAGACCAUUGCUCCAAAGGGAUGCCUAGAAUGUGGGAAGAGUGGAGAGGGCUGGAGAGCUCCAGAGGCUGCUUGCUUUUCUCCGACAUUUCUGCUGGGCUGAACAAAGCGAACGCCUUAGUGUGGUCUUCCCCCGAAUCCUCCUUGCGGUUCUAAGCAAAGGAGUGAAUUGUCAGGUCUGGGGAGCCAAGAGCCUCAUAUUGCAAAGCAGAUUUUCCUUCUGAUAUUCCGUUCAGAAUGAGCGGAUGUAUUUGAGGCAGGGUCUCUCAGAUGCAGCUGCUUGCAUGGAAAGACCAUUUCCAAACCCACCUCUGGCUGGUGCAAGGGAGGGGACACAGCCAGAGAAAAUGUGUAACGCCUAUUCAGAGGGUCUGACUUUGCCCCCUCUCACUUGUCUGCCUGCCAAGGGGUCAGAUCUUCCUAUCCAGGGAGACCUUCAAAUGGAUUAUUUCUUGUUUUUCCAUGACAAAUAUACCACAUCCCUUUGCUUGGACAAGGUAUUCAUCACAGCUGCUGUUCUUAACAUUUUCUCUGUGCUCAUUAAGUAAGCUCUUUCUUUUAAAGCACUUAUUUUUUUCUUUUGUCCUUUUUGCAUUGAUCUUUUCUUCUUAUGCUGCACUAUAGCUUUUUGUUGGCUGCAUUCUGGAAAGGUGGAGUGCAAGCGUUUUAAGCAAGUAUAUGAGCUAGAAGUGACACAACAUGGAGGUCUUUAUCACUGACCUCAUGGAUGGGAAGGCUUCUUCUCAGAAAUCUUUCAGCCCUUGGGGAGCUCUGGAGGCUCUGAAGGAAUGGGGAGGCCAAAGCCCCUGAACUGAUUGAUCAGGAACUCUGAGAAGGGCCUUCCCAUCAGGACUCUUGAUCCAUCCAGUGUCCACUCAGCCUGUUCAUUGUUGAAAGGCAAACAUGCUCUCUGAAAAGGCAUCUCUCGGAAUGGUGGUGCACCUGCUCUGGCUUGACCUGAUGGGAACGAAGUGAGCAGCAUUGCUUCUGAGCCAGUGGUGGCAUCCCCGGGCUGCAGCAAACCACCCACCCAAACUUCACAAUGAGAAGUGGCUGGUGACACUAGUAGGCAGCGCCCUGACCAUAAAAAUACUUUAGAUGCUGGAGAAAGUAGGGGAAAGACGCCGCUCCAAUUUCUGCAGGACCUCGGGAGCGUGCCAGAAAGAAGCCAAAGAACUAAGAUUCCUGGUUUGUGGGAGUUUCCCCUGCAGCUUUUCCUAGGGGCCCGGCUUCUUUGCAGCACUGCAGCCAGUGAUGUCUUCCCUCCUAGCCACUGCUCUUCCUUCUGCCUCCCAGAGCACGCUCUCGGCCUUCUCUGGCCUUCAUCAGGUACAAGUCCUGGAGGAAAAGGGCUAGAUUCUCAAGGAGAUCCCCCUGGUUUUCAUUAGAUGUUGUGGCUUAUAUUUACAACUACAAUUAAAUGCCCAUUCUCCUCAGUCCCAUUUGUGGAGCAUCCUGAAAUGAGGAUUUUUUGAGUGCAGUCCUGCUGAUGACCCAUCAACUCCCAGUCUUGGAGGCUAAUGAGUGUCCUGUGCAGGACUGGAAGAGGGAUGGAAGCAAUUUUAUUCUGUUCCACAUUUCUUCUCAGUGGGUUUCUUGCCUCUAGUGGCAGCAUUUCUAAAUGGCAUUAAAAGAGGCUGUGGAGGUCCCAGGAAAAAUUCUAGCCUGACCUCCCAAGUCACCUCUCAUCUUUGUCCACCCAAAUACCCUGUUACCCUUCUACAAAGUUCUUUUUGGAAGGGGGAAGGGGGCAGAUGGUGGAUUCUGCCCAGCUCAAAGGGCUAUCUCUGACCUCUGGUCCGGGUAUCCUACACCCCACGGAAGCACUCCAGGGGCCAUAGGGCUGUGAAUCAUGGAACAAGAGCCUGCCACACAAAGUUGGAACCAUGACAAUUCUGGCAGGAGAGUCAUCAAAAUGCUUAAGAGUGAGGGUUUCUGUUGCUUAAGUGUCCUGCAAAGGUUUUCUCUGCAUAUGUUUCUCCCUUCAGUCCCUUUAACAUCAGAAUAAACGGGAUUCAUUAAAA
Molecule: messenger RNA, 4550 nt
Organism: Varanus komodoensis (Komodo dragon)
Lineage: Eukaryota; Metazoa; Chordata; Lepidosauria; Squamata; Varanidae
Product: zinc finger protein 397-like
Exons: 4
Coding region: 778-2490 (570 amino acids)
Biological process (GO): regulation of transcription by RNA polymerase II
Molecular function (GO): DNA-binding transcription factor activity, RNA polymerase II-specific; RNA polymerase II cis-regulatory region sequence-specific DNA binding
Source: RefSeq, a predicted model, not a curated record